Messenger RNA from Acanthochromis polyacanthus (spiny chromis), 5301 nucleotides. RefSeq names its product general transcription factor IIIC, polypeptide 2, beta (gene gtf3c2). The record is from RefSeq and is a predicted model, not a curated record. Gene Ontology annotation, cellular component: transcription factor TFIIIC complex. Gene Ontology annotation, molecular function: protein binding. The transcript is spliced from 20 exons. NCBI's taxonomy places the organism in Eukaryota, Metazoa, Chordata, Actinopteri, Pomacentridae. Gene Ontology annotation, biological process: transcription by RNA polymerase III. Bases 384 to 3260 code for a protein of 958 amino acids.
CGGUGCGAACCACACUGCUGCCACAGUAACAUGGCGGUCUGUUGUAAGCAAAAUGUGGCUUUCAGUUUCAUGAACCGAAGGAAACAACGCGGGAGAUGUUUGUAGUUCAACUUAUGUGAAAGAAAGCCGGCAGGAUUCACAUGUCGGUCUGGUAUCUGGGGCUCCGGUGAUCUUCCACUUUGUCGCUGCCGGUAGAGGAGUUUGGGAUUCGAUCCCGGGUGGACGGAGUCCAGCUUCCCGUUUUCGGUACGAGGUCUCUCAGCCUUCGCCACCGGGGAAGAAGCCGUGGAGUUACACAGGCAGCAAAAUCAGAGUGAGGAGGAACUUUCCUUACACAUGAGGAGGCGUCUCACAAGACAACCAGCAGCAGAAACCCAGAGCUGAUGGAUCCCACUGCCUCUGGACAAGAAAAAGAGCAAAGUAGGUAUUUACCGCCCAGCUCAAAAGGACGACAACGGAAGAAAAAUCCCAAGUAUGUCGAUUAUGAAACUGAUGACGUACCUGAUGUAAAGCAAAAAACACCUAGAAAGAGGUCACGAGGAGAAAGAGGAGCUUCUCCAAAAACACCACCAAAGAGGAGAAAAGCUACAACUGCCACUCAACAGACUCCAGAUGAGGAAAAAGAAGCAACAGACAAAACACCUCCAGAGGUAGUUGAAGAGCCUGAAGCAGAGACGCCUAAAAAACAAGCUAAACCUCGGAAAACACCGUCAAAAAAGACGCCUGCUAAAAAAACUCCUGCCAGAAAAACUCCGGCCAGAAAAACUCCUGUCACCGAUGGAGACCUCACAUCUGGAGAGGUUGUAGUUCAGGAUAGUGUGCAGCAAGAAAAUGGGGCGCCGAAACCAAAGAGAAAAUAUGUCAGGAGGAAGCCUGUACAGAAUGUGGAACCGGUUAGAGAUCCACCAAGUGAGAACAACACAGAAGAACCUGAGGAGGUCGAAUCAGGUGGCCGACGCCGGAGAGGAGCUGCCAAAGCGGCGCUGAAGUACCUCCAUAUUUUGGCUAAAGAGGUCCUUAGUCACCCCAGCGAUGAGCCCAACCCCCAGCCAUCUGCCGACCGUGAAGACUCCAACACAGAGCAGAAAAGUUCCAAAGGACACAAAGGGCGUCGAGGCAGGAAGAGGAUACAUCAUGACAGUGAUGCUGCAGAAGAUGAAGACUUUGUUCCAGAUAUUGAAGAAGAAGAAGAGGAGAUUGAAGAAGAAGCAGAAGAGUCAGGUUCAGACUCAGACCUGGACCUGGGAACAAGUAGAAGAAAUCCAGCAGUUUUUUGGGACAAAAACGAUAUGUGCUCGUAUCCCAUACCUCUGAACGGACUCACCAUCGGCAUCAUGAAGCCUGUCUGGGACUUCACCGAGGCGACCAAGAAGUUCCGUGAAGAGCACUACACCAGCUGGGUGUUUCCAGAGUGGGUUCCCUCCACCAGCAACUGGGACCCUGUGCCACAAAGUGAUCUGGAAACAUACCUGCCUCAGGAGGUUCGCUCAGCUGCUUUCAGAGUGUCCAGAGAAAGAUGUAAGGAGAAAGAGAUGCCUCUGCAAAGACUCAGCAGGUUUGAGGCACUGCCACCCCACCCAGAACGUUGGGACAUGUUGCUGUAUGCAGGCGGACCGGUCUGGGCCCUGGAGUGGUGUCCGACACCCGAUGGUGCUAUUGCAACGCAGUACAUUGCUCUGGCCUGCCAUCGAGGGAUGGAUGACCUGCACUACGCUAGCAAGACUUGUACAGGUUCUGGACUUGUUCAGCUGUGGGACGUGAGCAAAUUGGAAUACGACAGCAGCCCGGACUCCCAGCCUGUCCUGGCCUACGGUUUAGCCCAGGACAAUGGCGUCGUAUGGCAUUUGAAGUGGUGUCCUGCAGGAGGCUGGGAGCUUCCAAACUGUGACAGAAAGGCUCCUUUCCUGCCCAGACUGGGCCUUCUGGCUGUAGCCACCUCCAACUCUUUGGUCACCAUUUACAGCCUGCCCCACCCGGAUGCUCUGCACUCCAGCCAGAAGCUAGCUAACUCAGGAGCAGACAGCGAAAAACCAAGAAUAUACAAGGCACAAGGAGUACUAACUUUGAGGCUGGGUUCCUUCAAAGCUCCUCGCCAUGAAAUGAGUGGACUAGUCAUGUCUAUGGAUUGGCUGCCUCAAAAGCCGUACAAUAUAAUGGCUGUUGGAUUCUAUGAUGGUAUAGUAGGUCUAUGGGAUCUGUCAACGAAGUCUGCGCUGUUGCGAGUGCGAGAAUCGGAUAGGUCACUGAGUUUGUUGCCGUAUCGAUGCCUACUUGCUCAUGACCAUGCAGUCAGAGCCCUGGCCUUCUGUCCUGCCUCCAGGCACUUGUUGGUGACAGCGGGUGAAGAUCGUUACGUGAAGAUGUGGGAUCUGAGGAGGCUCGUCAAUCCCAUCACUGUCCAGAAACGCCACAUUACCAAUGAAAUCUACUGGCCUUUGAACGCACCGGGGUUCCUGCCGGCCCAGGAGAGUGCCUAUGUUACGAAAGGUGUACAUGGAGUCCACUACAUCGACCACAACAUGCGCUCCUUCUUGACAAUUCCUCGGACUGCCACUCUGUGGUCCAUACAUUACAGUGACUGGUUAAACGGUGUGUUGACAUCAGACUGCAAUGGAGACGUGAUUUUCUCAAUGUUACCUCAGAUCAGCUACACUCUUCCCUACCUCAAACGCUCAAUAGAGAGACGAUUCCCUGUUUACCUCACAUCUGUGGUGCCUUGUGAUGAAACUGAAGAAGAAAGUCAGACGGCAACAGCGGCAGAGGAGGAGGAAGCUGAUGUUGAAGUAGUAGGAGAGACAGAAGAAGCAAAUGCUGCUCCUGAAGGAGGAAAUGAAAACAAUAAUGAAAGAGGAAGAGUUAGAAAGGAUAGAGAUCCUGCUGUGCAGUUUCCAACGUAUAAAGAGGCCGCGAAGAACCAUUACCUCCACCACGAAGAUAACGACAUGCGGAGCUUCAAAGGCAGCGAGAAGCGAGCUGUGUGGAAACGCAUGAAAAACACAGAACUGAAAUCAAACAUGAACCUAACCCUGGAUGAGAUGCCUCUGGCUGCACUGCAUAAGGUGCGUUUCAACCCCAACAUGAGCUGCCAUGUCUGGGUUGUGUCCGGCGGCCAGUCAGGGCUGGUCAGACUGAACUGUUUGAGAGGACUGACCGCCCCUCAUGUCAAGAAAAUGGUAGUUGACACCCAGGCCCAGUUCAACACUCUGUAUUCACCUCAAGACCAGAGGGAGGCAGCACCAACAGAGACAGAGCAGCUAUAGCAGGAGCUGGACAGUGUCUCACACUGUCACCAACAGACUGCAGCCGUUAGGCAAAAAACACAGACCUGCAAAAAAACUAGUUCUGAUGAGUGAAAGCAAUAUUCAUUUCUCAUUCUUAUGCAUUUAUAUAUGUUAAAAACUAGCGAUGUCAAGCCACGUCGGUACUUCUAGCUUUAUCUGUCCAGGUUUUGAUGCAUCUGUCUUUGAGACGUUUACCUCCAGAUUAGAACAAAGAUGAAGACCAUUUUAUUUGUGUCUUGAUGUCUAAAAACCUGGCAAGUAAAAUGGCAAAGUAGUAAAGACGUGGCUGGAUAUCACUAGAGGGUUUUAGCAUGUUUCCAGUGUCCGAGAGCCAUUAGUUUAUUUUCUAUUUAGAUUUACCCAUCUUCUCUGUUGUGACAGUGACAGUCUAAUUCUUUGCAUCCGAGAAGCUCCAGCAGCUGGUAGUUGGUGCCUUGUUUGGUUGUUACUGAUCAAAAAUAGAAAUUAUUUUCUCCUGUUGUGUCCGAUAUCUCACAUUUUGUAAACACAGGAUAUGGGUUAGAUGAACAGUUUGUUUUGCGUCUGGUUACAUUUUGAUAAAUAUCCAGAUUUUCUACCACAACAGAGCCUCUGCUACAGACUUCAGAAACAGUGAUUUUGUCCUUUAAGUUACUCUUAGCAAACACUUUCAACAUACCAGCAUGCAAUCAAGUCUGAAAUAGGUUAUUAUCCUUGUAAAUGUGUUGUUGGAUACAAAGUGGGAGACGUAAAGGACUGAUUUGCAAAAUGUGAGAAACUGGAUUGAGCAAAAAAUUAAAACCUAACAUAUUGAAUGUUUUUUUGUUUGCCUUUGCAACGAUGUAAUUUGGAAACAGUAAGACAUUCCAUCAUAAUUUGUAAAUUUAUGUUUUCAGAUUUCUUAACCUUAGUUGCAAGAGUGUUCAAAAGAAAGCUUGGAUAUUCUCUGAGAGUAAAGUGUUCCAUUUUUAAGAAAAAAAAGGCAAAUUUAUGAGAAAAAACACAAAUGUUCCCAAAAAGUUUUAGGAAAACAGUGUUUAUAUUUUGGGUGUUUUUUUUGUCACACCAUCACACCACAGACGCUGCACCUUGUCAUGCGUUCUGCCUGAAAUGGAUCUAAUCAACUUACCCUCUUUAGUCAAAUUUAGCAGUAAUAAAGUACUUGUCAUUUUUAGCCUAAAAUUGCCAUAUUCUGAACACCCACUUUGAGAAGACAUUGCCUUUAAUUAGGCCUAUUGAAAAGGCAACAGUUUGUUGAUUUAGAUGUGGUGAAGACUUUUAAACAUCAGGAACUACAACACAAUCUUUCACCGUGCAUGUGCAGUGCCGGGUUGCAACCUUAUUUUGUGGGUUUCUAAACUUGCAAUGCAGUUCCAACUAUGUGUGACUCUUUCCUCUGAGAAUAUCAAAGUUUUUCUCUUGUAAAGACCCCAAUACGUAGUCAUAUAAUGCAGUUUAUUCUUUCACACUUGAAGAUACACUUCCUUGUUUUGUUAUCAUCAACACAAGCUGGGUCUAAACUCAUUUUUGCUGCUGUUUUUUUUUUAUCCCAUUAAGAGAACUACUCAGGCUAUAAAUUUGCGGAAAUACUUGAAUUUUUUGUAUCUUUGCUGGAUGUAAUGUCGAUUCUUUCCUUACCUGUUGAAUACAUUCUAUUGUUGUUCUCUGACGCUUCAAAUAAUAGUUUUAUUGUUUUGUUUUUUUAACUUUUACCAAUUCAGCGUUGUAGCACAACCGAAUUUAUUUUUCAGUGUCUACAUGGAAAAAAUGGAAAUAAUGACAGGACGAAACCUGUUUCUUUAGACACAUUUUAAGUUCAGUUAAGGGUUUUAAAAAGUACUCUUCUGUUCUAUCCAAAUGUCAUUGACAAUCUCAGUGUCUUCAGCCAUGAACAAACUGAGGUAGGUAUUUAUGAACUUUAAUUCAUGAAUGCAUCAAAAUGUACAUCACAUGCUCUCUUUAGCUGUUUUUGAAACGUUGCGUUUAAUAAAUGUUUUUGCAAUAAAAUAAACCUCAAUCCAAAGCCUUUUUUGAAACACUA